Molecule: messenger RNA, 678 nt
Organism: Rotaria sp. Silwood2
Lineage: Eukaryota; Metazoa; Rotifera; Eurotatoria; Philodinida; Philodinidae
Source: the annotation of a GenBank genome assembly
AUGAAUAAUUUUCGAUUUCUUGUCGAUCCAGUUUUCAGUGAACGAUGUGGAAUAACACCGUCUACCGGUCCGAAACGUUUCCGUCCACCGGCAUUAAGGAUAAAUGAUCUACCCGAUGAUCUUGAUGCUAUACUUAUUUCACAUAAUCAUUUUGAUCAUCUCGAUUAUUCUAGUGUAAAAAGUUUAAACAGACGCUAUGGUGAACAACUAACGUGGUUCUGUGGCCGAGGUACUCGACAAUGGUUUCUCAAUAGGCAUGUACACAAUGUUGUCGAACUCGAUUGGUGGGAAGAGUAUCAUCUUUUGAAGAAAGAAGUGAACAUUGCUUUUUGUCCAGCUCAACACUGGAGUCGUCGUAGUGCAUUCGAUUUGAACAAAUCUUUGUGGGGUAGUUUUGCUGUUUGGGAUGCUACACACAAAUUUUAUUUCGCUGGAGAUACAGGUUAUACUCAUAACAUUUCAAUUUUUCGACACAUUGGUAAAAAAUAUGGUCCAUUCGAUUUAAGUGCUAUACCGAUCGGUGCUUACGAACCACGAUGGAUGAUGGAAGCUCAGCAUGUGUCACCAGAUGAAGCUGUUCAAAUACAUAUUGAUGUUCGAUCAAAAAAAUCGAUNUUUUCAUGUAUCUCUAUUCUAGUUUUUCAGGUGAUCAGUAUUCUUGCAAUCUUGCCCUCGUAA